Molecule: messenger RNA, 1316 nt
Organism: Punica granatum (pomegranate)
Lineage: Eukaryota; Viridiplantae; Streptophyta; Magnoliopsida; Myrtales; Lythraceae
Source: RefSeq, a predicted model, not a curated record
GAUCUCUCCAGGUCGUCGCCCAGGCAAUCAAAAAUGGCGGGAACCACCGACGAUCGGCCGGCGAUCUUGGUCACGAACGACGACGGCAUCGACGCCCCCGGCCUGCAAGCUCUAGUCCGCGUGCUCGUCUCCAUCAACCGCUACUCUGUCCUCGUCUGCGCUCCUGAUUCGGAAAAGUCAGCUGUGAGUCACAGCAUCACAUGGCGCCAUCCGAUUGCCGUGAAGCGAGUAGAUAUCAGUGGGGCAACAGCCUAUGCAGUCGCUGGAACUCCAGCAGACUGUACCUCUCUGGGUAUUUCCAAAGCAAUCUUUCCUUCAAUACCUGAUCUGGUCCUCAGUGGCAUUAACAAGGGCAGUAACUGUGGAUAUCACACAGUUUACUCUGGGACUGUAGCUGGUGCACGUGAGGCUUUCUUUUAUGGUGUACCUUCAGUCUCAAUAUCGUAUGAUUGGGUUGGAGGUAAAAGCAAAGAUCAAGAUUUCACACUUGCAGCUGAGGCUUGCUUACCCAUAAUAAGUGGAAUAGUUGCUGAGAUUAGGAACAACCAAUAUCCUACUGGAUGCUUCUUAAAUGUAGAUCUGCACAAUAUGGCACAUCACAAGGGUUAUAAGCUGACAAAGCAAGGUAGAAGUAUAUUUUUGAUGGGCUGGAGGAAAGUGUCCUCUGAGAUGGAAGGAGGAAACAUUCAGUCAGACAUGACAAUGGACAGAGAUGUUAAUGUAACAUUGGAAAACAAUGCAUCAGGCAUGCAGCAGGAGCAUGUUCUAUUCAAGAGAGAGAUAUUGAAAAGCGUAAUUGAUGAUGAGGACACUGACCGCCGAUCUCUUCAGGAAGGAUAUAUUACUAUCACUCCUCUGGGUGCACAUUCCCCUGCAGCAGUAGAACUUCAGGCUUUCUUCAAAGACUGGCUGUUGAAUGUUACUGAAAAUUCCUGCUCAUCAGCCCUGUAAUGAUCGGGUCAUGAUACUAUAACCAGAACUGGCUCCUUUCUCUGUGCGGUGAAUAAUGGAGGAAGUUGAUAAGUGGAAUUUUAAUCUCAAGAAUUGUGGAGUUUCUUCUAUUGUGCCUGAUUUAGCAGCUACUGCAAUUGUAUCAGGCGAUAUCUAAAAUAAUGAAAGCCGCUAUUCUGUUUCUCUUCUUUCACGAUUCAUUGAGAAAAUUGCUUAUGCUACCUCUUGUAUGGCAAUCUUCUAGGCCGGUUCUGAAAUCUAUUAUAAGCAUCAAUAGUUUCUCUAUGAUGUUUACGAUGACCGCUACUCCUAUAUUGAGGGAAUGUAAUUUCUUGUCUGUGAUAUUCUGAAGUUAUUGCACCACA